AUGGCAACUUCACUUCUAGGGGAGGAGCCGCGAUUAGGUUCGACACCUUUAGCCAUGCUGGCUGCGACUUGCAACAAGAUCGGGUGCCCUUCUCCAUCCGCGAUUUCGGAUAACACGUCGUCUUUCGGAAAGGGAUUUCACCCAUGGAAGCGCGCAACGGCUAGCAGCUGCAGUCUGGGCUCGGGUUUAUCCUCCAGCUUCGGCGUGACCAGAAACGGCGGGGCUUUGACAGACUCCUUCAGUGCUGGUGGCACAACGGCGUCUAGCGCCUUCUCACUGACACCCGGAGCCUCCUCCAGCUCUCAUCUCGGCAACGACUACCCCGUGUUCCAGCCACCGGCAUCGAGCGCCUCUCAGGAAGCCGGCCAUCAGCCAGUGUUCAUCUCCAAAGUGCACGCCAGCGUGGACGGCUUACAAGGCAUCUACCCGCGCAUGAGCGUUGCGCACCCGUACGAAUCAUGGUUCAAAUCUUCGCACGCCGGGUUGCCGACUGGUGAUGUUGGUGCCACGAGCGCUUCCGCCUGGUGGGACGUUGGCGCCGGAUGGAUUGACGUCCAGAACGCCAACGGAGCCGCAGCGCUGCAGACACCACUCCAUUCAGGAGGACUCCAAACGUCUUUGCAUUCGCCCCUGGGCGGCUACAACUCGGACUAUUCCGGUUUGAGUCACUCUGCAUUCAGCACAAGUGCGUCGCCACACCUGCUGUCCGGCGGGCAGCACAUCAUGGACGGCUUUAAGCCUGUACUCUCUUCCUACCCGGACUCGAGCCCAUCUCCCCUGGGUGGCGCAGGAGGUGCCAUGCUGAGCGCGGCCCCGUCUGCCUCACUGGCUGGCUCACCCAGGUCGUCAGCGCGCCGCUACUCGGGCCGUGCCACGUGUGAUUGCCCCAACUGCCAGGAGGCAGAACGCCUGGGACCUGCGGGUGCGAGCUUGCGCCGUAAAGGCCUUCACAGCUGCCACAUCCCCGGUUGCGGCAAGGUAUACGGCAAGACGUCGCACCUCAAGGCGCAUCUGAGGUGGCACACGGGCGAGCGGCCUUUCGUGUGUAACUGGCUCUUCUGCGGCAAGCGCUUCACGCGCUCCGAUGAGCUCCAGAGGCACCUGCGCACGCACACAGGUGAGAAGCGUUUCGCAUGCCCUGUGUGCAACAAGCGCUUCAUGCGCAGUGACCACCUGAGCAAACACGUGAAGACCCACAGUGCAGGCGGCUCCGCGGGCUCUGGUUCGGGCGGCAGCGGCGGUAAAAGGGGCAGUGACACCGACAGCGAGCACAGCGGGCCCGGCAGCCCUUCAUGCAAUUCCCCCGACUUGCUACAGCCCGCCGAGGCACUUCCGCCGAGUAUGAACGGCCGCGCCAACUCCCUCGAUUAAACUGCUUAAAAUGACUGGAAUCGAAGCGGCAGGGUCAGUGACCUUUACAAACAAGGUACUGAGGUUUACUAAGAAAUAACAGAGGAGCCAGCUUCACUUCGACGUUAUCAAGACAUAAAGUUGAUGAUAACGCAAAAAGUCAGCCUUGGC
Tachysurus vachellii is the source of this 1521-nucleotide messenger RNA. RefSeq names its product sp8 transcription factor b (gene sp8b). Gene Ontology annotation, biological process: regulation of transcription by RNA polymerase II. Bases 1 to 1371 code for a protein of 456 amino acids. The record is from RefSeq and is a predicted model, not a curated record. NCBI's taxonomy places the organism in Eukaryota, Metazoa, Chordata, Actinopteri, Siluriformes, Bagridae. The transcript has 2 exons. Gene Ontology annotation, molecular function: RNA polymerase II cis-regulatory region sequence-specific DNA binding; DNA-binding transcription factor activity, RNA polymerase II-specific.